Molecule: messenger RNA, 2052 nt
Organism: Urocitellus parryii (Arctic ground squirrel)
Lineage: Eukaryota; Metazoa; Chordata; Mammalia; Rodentia; Sciuridae
Product: histone H1.3
Biological process (GO): nucleosome assembly
Cellular component (GO): nucleosome
Molecular function (GO): DNA binding; structural constituent of chromatin
Source: RefSeq, a predicted model, not a curated record
UUGAGCUUACUUUUAGCUUUUUCUGGCAAGACUAGAAACAUGUCYGAGACCGCUCCCGUGGCUCCCGCAGCACCCGCACCUGCGGAGAAGACACCUGUGAAGAAGAAGGCAAAAAAGGCUGGCGCCGCUGCUGGGAAGCGCAAGGCGUCCGGGCCCCCGGUGUCCGAGCUCAUCACCAAGGCCGUCGCCGCCUCCAAGGAGCGCAGCGGCGUGUCCCUGGCCGCGCUCAAGAAGGCGCUGGCGGCCGCCGGCUACGACGUGGAGAAGAACAACAGCCGCAUCAAGCUGGGCCUCAAGASCCUGGUGAGCAAGGGCACCCUGGUGCAGACCAAGGGCACCGGCGCCUCCGGCUCCUUCAAGCUCAACAAGAAGGCGGCCUCCGGGGAGGCGAAACCUAAAGCGAAAAAGGCGGGAGCCGCCAAGGCUAAGAAGCCCGCCGGCGCGGCCAAGAAGCCCAAGAAGGCGACGAGCGCCGCCACCCCCAAGAAGUCAGCCAAGAAGACCCCAAAGAAGGCGAAGAAGCCCACCGCUCCUGCAGGGGCCAAGAAGGUGGCCAAGAGCCCCAAAAAGGUGAAAGCGCCGAAGCCAAAGAAGGCUGCGAAGAGCCCGUCUAAGGCCAAGGCCCCAAAGCCCAAGGCAGCUAAACCUAAGGCGGCCAAGCCCAAGGUUUCCAAGGCCAAGAAGGCGGCCCCCAGGAAGAAGUAAGAUUGGAGCGGGACGUCCUGCUUUUAAAAUCUCAACGGCUCUUUUCAGAGCCACCCAAAGAUCUCACUAAAAAGAGCUGACCUGGUCUGAACAGCURAGAACGUGUUCUUAGUUUUGUCCCUAACAUUUUAAAGUUUGGAAUUUGAACUCCCGCCUUGACAUGUGAUUGGCCAUUUUAACGCGCAUGGCUCCGCCGCAGCGCGCAUGGUUAGACUUACUAAAGCAGCCCAAUCCUGUGCAGCCGGUUGGCCUAAGGAGGGCUUUUGUGUUGCGUUUUGUACUUGGUGGCCUAUGCUUUUGGCUGACUCGAUGAGAUAUUUUCUAAGAGGUACCAGAGUCAGAUUACCAAGCACUGCUGGCAAGUGGUAGUGUGUGGUUCCCGCCAUAAAGCARGUGUAAUCCGGGCUCGAGGAAUGCUAGCCUUGGGCUGUUUUUUGUUUUCCCCCACCCAGAAUUAUUACAAAAGCAACUGUCAAAUGACAAUGGGGGGAAAAAGUAGUCUGGCAGUUUCGUUGAAGUUGGUUUCCUUUUUGUCUGCUGGGCUGUUUAGAUUYAUCCAAUCAGGACGUGCCUUUUGGCAUUCCUGGGCGUGCAAUUGGAAGUGCACCAAUGAAAUCUAGAAUUUACUUCAUGUUAUCUAGGGGUCUGUGGGAGAUCAGGUUUGUUAGAGGAAAAUGAUUCCUUAUUGUUGUCAUUCUAUCAUAGCAUUAAUUAGUGCAGCCAUCAUGCCAAAGUUUAGUGUAAAUAGUAAAGAGCAUAUUUCGCAGUUUAGAGUCUACUUUUGCUUUUCUCACUGUUGAGAAUCUAGGAAGCCAGUGUUGGUUUAUUCAGUUAGUAAACACGGAAUGGGGGAGCAACACAACAAAAAGGUUUGAGAAGGCGGAAAUGCUACUGUGUUCUUCACACAUCAAGGUUUUUGUUUUUUUUUUUUAAAGCCUGUAGGAAGAUGAGUUGACUUGGAUGGUCCAUUUCUAUAUUAUUUCUGUGCUUUCAGACUUUCAUUAUUUUUGGAAAAUUCACGUUCAUUGCCAGAAUCUAUAGAUGUUUUUGUCUUCUAUUAGGAAGCCGCUACAUUUUUAUUUUUACUAACCCUCAGUGCAUUUUAACAAUUCCUUCAAUUAUGAGUAUACACAGACAUAUAUGGUACAUAUGGAUCUCGAAGUACCUGUGACAUUUUCAUCAUUGUUAAUAGCAAAUACUUUCAUGUCACUUUGCAGGUAUAGUAGGUACUGGUUUGCACUCAUUUUGACUCCUUCACACUGACAUUCAGUAUUAUGCCUGAAACUGAAUCGUAUAAUUUGAUGUUAUUAGACAUUAAAAAAUUCUUGGAGGAUAUUUUAAAGUCAG